AUGGAUGUUGGUGGAGGCAGUACUGGAUCUUCCCAGAUGGAAACAAUUGAUAAAGAACAGGUGUUUGAGUGGAUUUUGGAUUUGAGUGAUUCAAGUAAGCGAGAACAGGCACUUCUGGAACUGAGCAAAAAGCGAGAAACGGUUCCUGACUUACCUUUAUGGUUGUGGUAUUCAUUUGGCUCAAUGGCUUCUCUGCUUCAAGAAGUAAUCUCAAUAUAUCCAGCAAUCAUGCCACCGACACUUACAGCAGGACAGUCGAAUCGUGUAUGUAAUGCUCUAGCUUUGAUGCAAUGUGUUGCUUCACACAAGGAAACUAGAAGUCCAUUUUUACAGGCCCAUAUUCCAUUGUUUCUGUAUCCAUUCUUGCACACAACAAAGACUUCGCGACCGUUCGAAUAUCUUCGUUUGACGUCUUUAGGUGUGAUUGGUGCAUUGGUGAAAACUGAUGAACAGGAAGUUAUUCAGUUUCUGCUUUCAACAGAAAUAAUUCCUUUGUGUUUACGAAUUAUGGAAAAUGGAACAGAAUUGUCAAAAACAGUGGCUACUUUCAUUUUGCAGAAAAUAUUACUUGAUGAUACUGGUUUGGCAUACAUUUGUCAAACUUAUGAACGCUUUUCUCACGUUGCUAUGAUUUUGGGUAAAAUGGUGUUGCAUUUAGCCAAAGAACCGUCACAGCGACUUUUGAAGCAUGUUGUUCGAUGUUACAGUCGUCUUUCCGAUAAUCCGAGAGCGUUACAAGCAUUACGGCAAUGUUUACCGGAUCAGCUAAGGGAUGAAACUUUUACUCGAGUCCUUGCAGAUGACAAAUCGACCAAACACUGGUUGAAACAACUGCUGAAGAAUAUAGGUUUUUCUGUGAGUCCUUAA
This is a messenger RNA of Brugia malayi, 867 nucleotides long. RefSeq lists its product as uncharacterized. Gene Ontology annotation, cellular component: CCR4-NOT complex; CCR4-NOT core complex; P-body. The transcript is spliced from 7 exons. The coding region runs from base 1 to 867 and encodes 288 amino acids. Lineage: Eukaryota; Metazoa; Nematoda; Chromadorea; Rhabditida; Onchocercidae. The record is from RefSeq and is a predicted model, not a curated record. Gene Ontology annotation, biological process: mRNA catabolic process; negative regulation of translation.